GGGUUUGAAAAUUAGUUGGUAUUUGGAACGCCUUGCGAUAGAAUUGCGUCGAUAAGUUACAUGCAUGCUUGGACAAAUUCUUUUUAUUUAUGAUUGUAUAUUGAGACGUCAAAAUACUUUGAAAUCUUCAUGUCGAAAAAGAUUUAAAAUUUGAUGAUGGCAGAACGACCAGUUCCUAAGCCUAGGUUGUACACUGGCGCCAAUGAUGAACAUUCAGUUGCUAAUUUGUUUGCCAGCUCUCAGCCCGUUGCAGGUGAUUCAAAGAGAGAUUUGCAACAAGGCUUGCCAAGCUGCUUGACAUUAAAGAGAGAUAAUGGUUCUCAAGAAAAACACCAACUUCAUCCCAGUCUCCCUCAACUGCUGUUUCGAUUAAAUGAAGCUUUUGCAGCAGGUGGAAGCGAAGUUGAUAAGGCAAAUCUUGCCAACUCUUGCAUUCGAGCAGCCUCUUCACCAAUUGGAAAAUACAGAAUUUUGAGAUUUUUUGACCUGUUAGAAAACAACAAGCAUCAAAUCAAUAAACUUGACAGUGCAUUGUCGAUCCUGGAAAAAUAUGCCCUUAACUUGUUACGAAAUGACAGACCUCCGCAGUGGCGAGUAAUCAACUACAACAUUAGUGUCAUCAAUGAUAAGGUUUUUCCUGUUGUUGGUGCUUUAGACAUUCUCAAACAGAUGGGAUAUACUGAGGACAUAGGCGAAGGUUUGAGUUUUCCUCUGGAAGUCAACUCGCCAAAUCUUGAGACGAUUGUCAUUCUUUGUGCAGACCUAAAGAUUGCUCGUCACGAGAUUCAUUUAUUAAGGAGACACACUCAUCCUUUUUUGGUAUUGAGCUCACAAACUGCAUCUGGGGGCACGGAAAAGCCAUUGAGGCAGAUUGAAAAUGUGGCGCAUGUCGAAAAUGAAUAUUGUGGUGUGUGCAGCGAACCGAAUGUUGAAAUAUACUGCGAGGAAUGCGAUAUGAAGUUUUGUCGAGAAUGUGAUCAACGAUGGCAUUCGCAUAAACUGAGACAAAAUCAUAGAAGAAUACCACUCAUUGUAUCUGGGGACAACUCGGGAAAUCAAAGACAAAAACCUAUUCCUGUUCCCCGCCAACGAAAAAUUCAGAAAGCUGACCGCAUAAAUGAGGAAGUGGAGCAAUCUGUUGGUAUAAGUGAUAUGGACAUCAAGCGACCCCCCGCAGUCAUGACGUCACGAAGAGUUCCCGAGACGGUUACCCCAACAAACAACUUCAAUGCUUCACAAAAACCUCUUACAUUGUAUGGUGACCAAGCAGGAAACUUUACCGGUUAUGGUAUCCAUUCAGGACGCUCAAGCCAUAACUAUGAAAGGCAAAACGGGAAUCAGAAAGCGUCAGAUGAGGAAGAGUCCAAUAGGAUUUUAACACGUGUUUUCUCGUGUCCAUAUUGCUCUGUUCUUGUGGACGAGUCAAAUGAACGAUGUCCGACUUGUGAUGCUUUCCUACAUUUUGAAGGAAGAAGUAACGCGAGACGUGAUGGUCAACAAGUGUGGAUACCUGAACAAAGUAAUCCAAUUCAGCAAAAGCAACAACGAUUACAGUAUUCAAAUAAUAGCAAUCAAUCUUCGCGAGCUGGAGCUUUUUAUCCUGGGGAAUCGACAUUCAUGAAAGAUGACCUCCAAGACAGUUCUAGUCGGGCAUAUAUGACACGUGACGUCGACUCAAGUUAUGUUCAAAUAAAUGACAACUUAUACGAGGAGGUGAAUGAUGUACUCACGUGGAGUUGUGAACACUGUACGUUUGUCAAUCCAGUAACAACAAAGAUCUGUCAGUUAUGUUACAAGACUCCUUCUGAUCUUAGUAAGUUUCCAAAUCUCGCACAGAAAUCUGUUCCAUCUAAUCCAAAACAAUCCACUCAGGGUAUAUCUGCUCAACGAUACCAAGGUACACAACAACCCAAUAUUUCAGUUGCCGCCAAAGAUCCUCGUCACGUGGGAAACGUGCCUCCUCCUUUACCCCCACGGCAAAUGACUCAGAGUAUGUACUCCCCAAAGAUAAUUGAUGCCGUGAAACAGAGAGAACAGCAGUUGUCAGAGAAAGAAAAGGCGAAAAUAUUUGACUUGGAAAAGCAAAAAUUUUUCUCAGAGGGAGUGAUAACCAAAGAUGAAACUUACACGAUUCAGAGUUCGGAAGAAUUGAAUACUAUCGUCAAACAAAGAAAACGUAUGAAAGAAUUGUACGAAUAUCAUGGAGGGGAAAAUUAUCUUGGAAGGGAGCACUAUUCAGGAGGGGAAAAUUAUCCUGGAAGGGAGCACUAUUCAGGAGGUGAAAAUUAUCCUGGAAGGAAGCACUAUCCAGGAGGGGAAUUAUAUUCUGGAAAGCAAAGCUAUCGUAGUCAUGUUGCCGACUAUGAUCCCAAUCUCUUAAAGGAGCAUUAUUAUGGCGGAGCAUUCCAUCCCGGCGUGCUCAAUAUUUCCCAUGGUUUUUCAAAACCGGGUGUUGGUUCAGAUCAAGAUCAGUUGACCCAGCUAUUGAAAUCUGGUGUGAUCGACCAGAAUGACGUUACAAACCACGAGAAGGCGCAGAGAGAACUAGAACAGAGAAAAAAGUCGCAACAAGUUGAACCUGUUCUUGAAAUACGGAGAUCAGACGAAGCAAACGAGGAUGAGAUCGGUUUGACAGACGACGAGUUAAAGCAAAUGUUGGAGACAGGAGUAUUUCAUGAUGAAAAUAAUCAACUUCCUUUCGAGAACCAUAGCAGCAGUCAGCCGUGGUUGUCACCAUCGUCAAAUUUAAAUCAACAAACGAAAUUCCUUUUCGGUCAAGGCAAUUUGGAUUCUCCAACUAAUCAAGAUGACCUCAAUGCACUUUACCAAGCUGGAGUGAUCUCUAACUACAUGCAGACAUAUGCUGGGGGUAUAAACUAUAGAAAACCACUCGAAUCUCGUCAUAAUGCUGAUGUUCAGUCAGGUAGUAGGGGUAUGUACUCCUCACCACCUCAUGAACCUCCUCCUCCUCCUACUGCUGACAUUCAACAGAUGUUUAAAGAAUUUGCUCUCUUACAGUCCGAUGAAGAAAAUCCCGUGUUAAAGGAGAAAGAAGAAAAAUCUGCGUAUCAAAUCUUUAACGUAGCUUGCCAGACUCCAGUCCCUCAUGACUUCUAUAAUAAACGCUCUCUCUUCUCUUCCAAGGAUCCCUCCCAUUCUGGAAAGAAGGAGAAUUUUUCAACCGUUUUGAAUUCAAAAAUUCCUUUUGAAGACCUUGCGAAAGAAAAUUAUAUUGAUUCUCAAAGCAAAGUUUAUGUUGAAUGGAUUAAAGAAGCCGAGCAACUUGGCUUUACUCCCGAGGAACUCAACCUUGCCAAUAACAUAAACUGGCGCGACACUAAAGGUCGUUCUCCUGUCCAAUGGUUGAAGGAUGAAUGGCCAGCACUCAUUGCUGAAGUCGUUGGCAAAGUUACACAGCAGACCAGGAACGAGAAUGAUUAUAUUGGAAAUCUUAGUGUCGAUGAAGCAAAAGAAGGAUUGUUGGAAAAUAGUGGAAGUGUCGAGAGCGCUUGUAAAUCUUGCAUUGAAUCAAGACGAGAGAAGCUCGUUAAGAUGAGUGAGCUAUCAAGCUUUUGUAGAACAGAUUGUUUACUCGCCCUCGAUAGGAAUCAUGGGAACUUAGACAAGGCGCUGUUCGAGUUGCAAGCUAGAGCCAUGGAACCAUUUGUAAACCGCGUUUCGACUCGCCAGAAUACUUCAGUUUGCGUGCUUUACGACAUUGUUCAGGAUAAGGAUACAAGCGUAGAGCGCCGGACAAGAAUAGUGUUAACCGAGUUUAGAAUGCGAUCCUGGGGCCGAGCAGAAACUGCAAUUCGACUCGUCGACAUGGGGUACGGGGUGGAGGAUUCUGUCGAAGCUGCUAAAGCAUUUGGGGAUUUGCCGCGAUCGUUGAAAUACCUCGCCCAAGAAUGCCAGAUCUGUUUUGACACCUUUCCAAUGAGAGAAAUAUUGCCAUCUCUUAGCUGUCAAGAUAAAAUUUGUAGAUCAUGUCUGAAAAAUUACUUUACGAUCACGAUAAAGGAAAAACAGAUUCAUCAACUUACCUGUCCUGUAUGUGAUGAACCUGACCUCAGUAAUGAAAUGGUAGCAGCGGAAUAUUUUAAUCAAUUGGAUAUUUUGUUGCGUGAGUUAGUUGAUGAAGAAACUCAUGAUUUAUUCCAAAAGAAACUCCGCGACAAAACGUUAAUGAAAGACGAGAACUUUCGAUGGUGUUCAUAUUGUUCCUGUGGCUUUAUCAACGAUGUUCCUAUGAUCAACAAAAUGCAAUGUCCUCAUUGUCUAAAAUUUACAUGUUUUGGCUGCGGAAAGCCAUGGGAGGAUCAACACGAUGGAAUCACGUGUGAGCAGUUUGCUCGAUGGAAAGAAGAGAAUGACGAAGAGUAUCAGAUGGAGGGACUUGCGGGCUACCUUGCCCGCAACGGCAUCGAGUGUCCGAAUUGUAAGUUUCGGUAUGAUCUUGCACGUGGUGGAUGCAUGCAUUUCAAAUGUGCUCAAUGUGGCCACGAGUUCUGUAGCGGUUGUAACAAUCCAUUCAAACAUGGCGGCAACUGUGACGUUUCACCAGAAUGUGCAAAUCGUGGCAUCCACGCGCACCACCCGCGUGAUUGUCUAUUCUUCCUAAGGGACUGGGAAGCGGUUAGAUUAGAAGAACUACUUGAAGGAAGUCAGGUGGAUUUCCGAGCAGAGAUGCGAAGAUUACCCAUGCCAGGCGACGAUGAAAAUGCUGAAGCAGUAAUCAAAUGUAAAGUGAUGCUACAGACGAAUGAAGGGAUGGAAGAUGUUGCGUGCGGUCUCAAUUGUGAACCUGGACAUAAUGGUUUAUGCUUGAAGCAUUACAAGGAAUAUUUAGUUGAUUUGAUUAAUAAAAAUGGCGUAGAUCCUGCAGAAAAGAUGACACACGAUGAGAUUGCGAUUGUUUUCCGUCGCAAUUAUGUGGAAGUACCUGAAAUGCGGCGAAAUGAAGAGGAAGAAGAGUAUACUGCUCGACUUCUUCAGGUUGUGAAACAGAAAUUACCCUUAGCACAACGCCCCGGUUUAGCAGCAGCUGUGGUUGAUAAUCAGGAGGUAGAGGAAUGAAUAAAACAUAAACAAAAGCACCCUAAGGUACACAUAUUUUUAAUCAACAUGAGCAGGGAAAAUGAGAUUCCGCUGAACUUAUACAACUUUGUAAUAUGGAAAUUAUUUCUAGGCCAAAGUUUUUGUUUAGCUUCUGUAUAACUAUUGUAAACAUUUUCUAUUAGCCAUUAACGUAAAAUUUGCAAUAAACACAUUUUGAAGCCGUUCUGCUCACGGCGGCAAAUCACGAAA
This is a messenger RNA of Xenia sp. Carnegie-2017, 5307 nucleotides long. RefSeq lists its product as uncharacterized. Gene Ontology annotation, biological process: protein linear polyubiquitination. Gene Ontology annotation, molecular function: ubiquitin protein ligase activity; linear polyubiquitin binding; K63-linked polyubiquitin modification-dependent protein binding. Lineage: Eukaryota; Metazoa; Cnidaria; Anthozoa; Malacalcyonacea; Xeniidae. Gene Ontology annotation, cellular component: LUBAC complex. The record is from RefSeq and is a predicted model, not a curated record.